Messenger RNA from Neoarius graeffei (lesser salmon catfish), 663 nucleotides. RefSeq lists its product as uncharacterized. The transcript has 5 exons. The coding region runs from base 1 to 630 and encodes 209 amino acids. The record is from RefSeq and is a predicted model, not a curated record. NCBI's taxonomy places the organism in Eukaryota, Metazoa, Chordata, Actinopteri, Siluriformes, Ariidae.
AUGGAGGACGAUGCCUUGGGGGACAAAACCCAUUACAUUGAAGGAGAGGAUGGUUCGCGUUUGCCUUUUACCUUUAAUGAUGUCAUGGGAUUUCAAGAAAAUGAAGCUGGUGCGCUUUUAAAGGACCUCAUCAGAGCCUUACGUGGCUUUCUUCCAGAAGGAUACAAUUUUCAGAAGGCAUCAUCCAGCUGUGUGCAGGACUCUUGCUACAGAAGCAACCCCAGUCUUGAGGAACAAACCUUCUGCGUGGUCAACAUUAUUGCAGCAGACAAAGUAUCCAUGAUGAACGAUUCAGUUAUUAAUAAGAUGGAAAAUAUCCGUGAAGCAGCUGCAGAAUUGAAAUUGCCUCAAGUAAUCAUCAUGACAAGACCAGAUAUAAUAUGCCCACUGGUUCACAGUGACCUCAGGAAGAUCUACACCAGCAAGAAGAUCAAAGAGAAGAUGGAAAUGUGUAGUCAUCUGCUGGGAAUUCCAAUGAGUCACAUUUUCCCUGUGAAAAACUACCAUGAGGAGAUGGACACGGACGAUGACAUUGAUGCCCUGAUUUUCAAGGCAUUUGAUCAGAUUGUGAACAUUGCCUGUGACGCGCUAAAGAAAAAAUCCUCUAACUCUGGUGACAAACCUAAGUAGGGAUUCAGAACCCAAUACCUCAAGUACAUGAAA